GAAUGGUGCAAUGCUCAAGCACGGAAAGCAAUCCAAUCACUGGUCAACUCGACACUGAGGCACUUGCAGUUCUCAAACAGUUUGACGAGAUCAAAUUUCACAAACACGUGGUGCGCAUUACACCCAGCGAGCACUUCAGGCAGAUCAAGUAGCGGACCUCGCUAGAGAUAACAGAUAUAACGGAAAACAACUUCCAGUAAACAAGACAAGGAGAGAGAUGAGUUUUCGUGCCGUGCUUAGGGUUUCACUGAGCAGAAACAAGUCGCCAUUGUCGUUGUUUCGACCUCAUGUCUUUUCGCGAUCGUUCUCUCAGCUUCCCUCAACUCCCAAGUGGCCUUGUUUCGGAAUCGCUUUUGAUAUCGAUGGGGUUAUUCUUCGUGGUCGCGUUCCCAUUGGAGGCUCUACCCAAGCUUUGAGAAGAUUGUACGGAGAUUCUGGUGCUCUGAAGAUCCCCUUUCUGUUUUUGACAAAUGGAGGUGGCAUCCCUGAAUCUAGACGAGCCUCUGAGUUGAGUGAACUUUUAGGAGUAAACAUUUUACCCUUGCAGAUUGUACAGGGUCACUCACCUUUCAAGAAUUUGUUAAAGAGAUUUGAGAAUGAACUCAUUGUUGCCACUGGAAAAGGAGAACCUGCUGUGGUGAUGUCCGAGUAUGGUUUUAAAAAAGUUCUAUCAUUAGAUGAGUACGCAUCUUACUUUGAUAACAUUGAUCCCGUAGCUCAGUAUAAGACCUGGACAAUUGAACAAGUAUCUAGUCAUUAUUUCAACUCCACGGAGUUGGUCCCAAGAUACGACGUCUUUUCUGAAAGCGUUAAGGCAGCAUUUGUUGUUAGUGAUCCUGUUGAUUGGGGGAGGGAUAUUCAGGUUCUCUGUGACAUAUUACGAUCCGGAGGACUUCCUGGAAAGAAAAAUGGGCAUCAACCACCUUUAUAUCUUGCGGCUGAUGAUCUUGAAUACCAGGCUGCAUUUCCUUCUGAACGUCUUGGUUUGGGUUCUUUCAGAAUUGCACUAGAAAGCAUCUUCAACAGAGUGCACCAUAGUGCAUUGGAGUAUACUACUUUUGGAAAACCAAAUCCAUUUGUAUUCAAGAAUGCUGAAGCAAUAUUGAAACAACUGCAGCCAUCUUGUCCCAAUAGUCAUGCUGUUGAUGUUGGCCACAUGUCAUCACAUGCUUUUAAGACCCUGUAUAUGAUUGGUGACAAUCCUUCAGUUGACAUCAAAGGUGCACAACAGGCAGGACAUCCAUGGUUUUCAAUUUUGACGAGAACAGGUGUUUUCAAGGGAAAAGAAAAUCCAGCUGAUCUGGUGGUGGACACUGUGGAAGAAGCAGUGGAGUAUAUUUUGAGGAAGGAGGGUUGUGCUUAGUACUCAUAUAUUUUUAGCAUUAUUCUUUCAUCGUUUCCAUUAUGUAUAUACACAUUAUAUGGUGAAGAUGAAGAUGAAGAUGAAGGGUGACUUCUGAAGUCGAAAUGUACCGGAUUUUUGAAAUGGAAUGAAUUCAUUUCCUUUGUUCUGUUUC
Molecule: messenger RNA, 1517 nt
Organism: Cornus florida
Lineage: Eukaryota; Viridiplantae; Streptophyta; Magnoliopsida; Cornales; Cornaceae
Exons: 12
Coding region: 218-1363 (381 amino acids)
Biological process (GO): glycerophospholipid biosynthetic process
Cellular component (GO): mitochondrion
Source: RefSeq, a predicted model, not a curated record